Molecule: messenger RNA, 339 nt
Organism: Penicillium concentricum
Lineage: Eukaryota; Fungi; Ascomycota; Eurotiomycetes; Eurotiales; Aspergillaceae
Exons: 1
Coding region: 1-339 (112 amino acids)
Source: RefSeq, a predicted model, not a curated record
AUGACUUGUUCGAACCAUCUCGCGACCGAUCUCGCGCCAUUCCUAUCCCUCUUUGGUGCAAAGAUCACGAAGCGAUAUCUCAGUGAGAGCGUCGCAGGCCUUGACUACUUCUUUUUUGCAAUGGCGCCUAUAGGCAUCCCCAUAGGGGUCGUCUCUGCAAUUCGCGUGUGUGGGACCCCAUCACUACGCGCCUUUAUCGGCAGAGCUGAAGAAGGAGCAGGAAACGCGGAGGCAGAGCUCUGCCCCUUGACCAGCUUGGAUGUGUGUCAGCUCUAUAAUAGGGGUGGUAUUGCACGCGUCUUCGGCCGUCUAAAGAUUCGAGAGGUUAUCCACGACUAG